Cuscuta campestris is the source of this 1771-nucleotide messenger RNA. The record is from the annotation of a GenBank genome assembly. Lineage: Eukaryota; Viridiplantae; Streptophyta; Magnoliopsida; Solanales; Convolvulaceae.
GACGUUCUUAGGGAUUUCAACCAUCAAAAUUACGGCCCAUGGACUUGUAAAGUGUUCUAUUGCAGAAGAAAAAAAAGAAGAUGGGACCUCAAUUGCAGCUCAUGAGUUCCAUUAUUGGUGCAUUUUUCUUGGUGGUUUGGGCUGCGGCGGCGGCGGCGGACCUGGAUGAAUGGUUAAUACCCAGCACCGCGGAUGGCCCUUUCACGCCGGUUACUCGGAGGUUCGACCGUUCGUUGCGCCCAGGCAGUGACGACUUGCCCAUGGAACAUCCCAGGCUCAAGAGGAACGCCACUUCCAUGUCUCCUGAACAGAUCGCUCUUGCUUUAUCCACCCCUACUUCUAUCUGGGUUUCUUGGGUCACUGGGGAAUCACAGAUUGGAUUGAAUGUCACGCCACUCGACCCAACAAAAGUAAGAAGUGAGGUGUUUUAUGGGAAAUCAAGUGGGGUGUACACAAAGACUAAAUCUGGGGUUUCAAUGAUUUAUAGCCAGUUGUAUCCAUUUAAAGGUCUAUGGAAUUACACUUCUGGCAUUAUUCACCAUGUUAGAAUUGAUGGUCUUGAACCGGAGACGAAGUAUUACUACAAGUGUGGAGACAGUUCUUUACCCUCAAUGAGCAAGGAGCAUGCGUUUGAGACCAUGCCUUUGCCUGGGCCUAAUAAGUAUCCUCGUCGAAUAGCUGUGGUUGGAGAUCUAGGCCUCACAAGCAAUUCAACUGCAACCAUUGAUCAUCUCAUCGCAAACGCUCCUUCAAUGGUAUUGAUGGUUGGGGACAUGGCUUAUGCAAAUCAGUACGUUACGACUGGUGGGAAAGCAGCUUCCUGUUAUUCAUGUCAGUUUCCUGAUUCACCCAUCAGAGAGACGUAUCAACCUCGUUGGGAUGGAUGGGGAAGGUUUAUGGAGCCAUUGACCUCAAGAAUACCAAUGAUGGUCAUAGAAGGAAACCAUGAGAUUGAGCCCCAAGCAGAAGGAAUAACAUUCAUGUCAUAUACAACACGAUUCUCUGUUCCUUCAAAUGAAUCAAGAUCGAUGAGUAACUUCUAUUACUCAUUCAAUGCCGGCGGAGUGCAUUUCCUUAUGCUCGGAGCCUAUGUUGACUACAAUAGAACUGGUUCCCAAUAUAGCUGGCUUGUGGAAGACUUGAAGAAAUUCAAUCGCAGCGUAACCCCAUGGCUUGUUGCCGCGUGGCAUCCUCCGUGGUAUAACAGCUACUCAUCACACUACCAGGAAUUCGAAUGCAUGAGGCUAGAAAUGGAACAUCUCUUAUAUGAAUAUGGAGUUGACAUUGUCUUUUCUGGACACGUUCAUGCGUAUGAGCGGACGAACCGCGUGUACAACUAUAGUCUAGAUCCUUGUGGGCCAGUGUACAUAACAGUGGGGGACGGUGGGAACAUUGAGAAAAUCGAUGUUGAUUUUGCAGAUGACUAUGGAAAGUGUCCAUCCGACGUGGAUAAUAUACCGGAAUAUGGAGGUGUGUGUCACAUGAACUUCUCAUUUGGCCCUGCCAAAGGCAAGUUUUGCUGGGACAGACAACCAGAAUGGAGUGCAUAUAGAGAGAGCAGUUUUGGACAUGGAAUACUUGAGGUUGAGAAUUCUACUCAUGCAUUAUGGACUUGGCAUAGGAAUCAGGAUGUUUACAAGGAAAACAUACUUGAUGAUAAAUUAUACAUUGUACGGAGGCCUGAAUCUUGCGCCACUUCUUCUUAGAUUCAUUUCAAGACCUUGGACCAGCCACACAUUCUUUAUCGGUAGCAGACCAGAGACAUUGAAUG